Dromiciops gliroides (monito del monte) is the source of this 4971-nucleotide messenger RNA. RefSeq names its product glycoprotein Ib platelet subunit beta (gene GP1BB). The coding region runs from base 2722 to 3345 and encodes 207 amino acids. The transcript has 2 exons. The record is from RefSeq and is a predicted model, not a curated record. Lineage: Eukaryota; Metazoa; Chordata; Mammalia; Microbiotheria; Microbiotheriidae.
GGGGUGGGGGGCGGGUCCUGGGCUUCCCAGCAGACCCUGAGCCCUGGCCUCACCCUGGAGGAGUGGGGAGCAGGUGGUUCUAGCCAGCUCCUUCCCGCUCUGGGCCUCCUGGGCUGCUCAGGCCUUGGGCUGUUCCCCGGGUGGGUCAGCCUAGGGGCCAUAAGAAGGGGGCUGAGGUUCUUCACGGGACCAACAACCUGGGGGACAGAGCUUCUCAGCACAGCCCAGCCCCACACCUGACCAGGGGGUUGGAGAUGAGUCCUCUGUGGGCUCAGUAAAAGCUGGGCAUGGAGAGAAGAGGCCGUUCCUGGGGGGGAAGGGCUGGUGGGUGUCCUCCAUCCCUGACCCCCCAGACAUAGCUGAGCCCUUUGCUGGGCCUAGGGCCUGAGCUCUCCCUUCCCCCAGCAGCUCCCCCUCUUGUGGAUGAGACCUGUCCAGAUGACCUCCCCCCCAAUGUGCCUCUGUUGGGGCCCCCAGCUCCCUAAAGACCCAAACCUUCCCAUGGUUGGGGCCCAGGGAAUGAGGAUGCCUGUCCACCAGCCACCCCAGAGUGCCCCGCCCCCUCCUUGCGGGCCCUCACCCCCAUCCCCACUGGCUCAGUGUACUCCUGGUCAUCGCUCCCCUCUAUCCCCCCUGUCACGGGCUGGCUUUUUAGACCCCCUCUGGUCUGGAGCAAGCCCCGAAUGCCCAGGCUAGCCCCCUAGAAGCGGGUCCCAGGCAGGCGGGGUCUCCAUUCUCCAGGCACAUCCUGCAUGUCCCGCAGCCUCUGGGGGCAGAUCCUCCCUCCCCGAUCCCCCCACUUUGGACUUGUGGCCCAGUUUCUGGUCUUUGUACAAUCCUUUCUGUCCCCCCCCCUUUGGAAAUGGAGCCUUUUGGGUAACUGACAUUCUCAGUGUGUUCGUGUCUCCCAUCCCAAGGGAGGAUGGGAGAAUAAGGAUGAUGAUGGAGCUCCCGGCUUUGUCCUGUGUGGUCCCUUGUGGUGCCUGGAAACCCUAUUCACCAGCCCCCUGUCUCCCCAACAGCCUCAGCUGCCCAGCAACGCUUCCUCCGCUCCAGACCUCUCAGGGUCCCUGCCUUGCGCCCUCCUUGUCCCUGGCCCGUAAGGAAGCUGGUCCCAAAGCCUUGAAGGCUUAGAACCGGAAGGGUCUCCCAAGACCACCAAGUCCAGCAUCAUCCAGAUGAGAAACUGAGGCCCUGGGUUUCCCCACUUGGAUGCUCUCAAGGAGGGGGCAUUCAGGCUUAUGACAGCCCGAGUCCAGCUGGGUCCAGUACUUCCCAGCGGGUCCAUCUCUCAGGGCCCGGGGCCCUCUGAGUCAUUCAGGGAAUCAGCUCGAAGGGGCUUUGAGGGCAUCUAGUUUAAUGCCAGGGCAAUACAUUACUGCUGUGUGGCCAUCUGGCCUCUGCUAGGAGUCCUGAGCAUGGGGAGCUCACUACCUCUCAGGAGUCCACUGCAUCUGGGCAUAGCUAUUUAAGUGUUCUCUGCCACUGAGCUCAAAUCUGCCACUUCCUUCUGUUGCUUUUCAAACCCCAUCUGAAGGGCUCCUUUAUCAUCCCCUGCCUCACACCCCCAGGUCCUUCCAAGGCUGAGAAAAUGGCCCCCAGUUCAGGAGCAUUUAAAAGUACACAGACAGCUCUCCUCAUGAGGCCCCCACGCGGGUGAGGUUUGCAAACACGCUGGGACGGGGGAGAGAGCCAGGGCCGGGUCCCAGUGCUUUCCCAUUACACCCGCCGGGCUGGAGUCCCCAGCCCUAGCCAGUGCUCUUGGCUGUCUCUCUAAGCUCUUCACGAGGGAGAGCUUUGACUACGGAUGCUCCCCAAGAUCUAAGCUGGGGGUGACCUCAGAGGGCAUCUCGUCAAACCCCUUCAUUUCACAAAUGAAGAAACCGAGGCUCUGGGGGGACUCAAGCUUGGGGCCACAUAGAUGAGACCUUAGCACCUUAGAUCUAGAACUUGGAUCAAUCUCCUGGUCAGAUGGGGAAACAGGACCAGAGAGGUUGAGAACUCUGCCCAGGGUAAUGUGAGAGCAGAGGGUUAGAACAGGACCCUCAUUCUGCAGAGGAUGAAGCUGAAGGUCUGAGUGGAAGGAGCCCAGGGAGUGAGUGGCUGAUGGGCCUUUAAGGCUGAGCCACUUGGGACUUGUGUCAGGGGCACGGUCAUCUCUGGGUGAGCUCUGCCCCUCAGUGUGGCCUGCCGGGGCUCAGGGUCUCCUCUACCCCAUGAGGAGGUGCUGGAUGGGAGGCCCAGAACUGGACACGUUCCUAUGGGUGGCAUCUGGCCAGGUCAAGGGAUGGUGGAGCUAUCACCCCCCCCCCCCCACUCCAAGACUUUAUAUACCUAGCAAGGAAGUCUCAGGUCCAGCUUUUGUAGCUGCCACAUCAGUCUCAGAUUGAACUUGUGUUCUACUAAGACCCCCAGAUCAUUUUCAUGUGAAUCAUUGUCCAGACAUACCUCUGUCCUGGACUUAUAUGGUUGAUAUUUUGAGCCUCGGUUUCCCACAUUUUGGCUUGUCUCUUCAUCCCCCUCCUUCCUAUCCCACUCCUCCCCAGCCCCCACUGGCUGUUUUCCUAUUUCCUGUGGGCCGAUGGGUGGGGAGGGGCGGGCCUCUGCCUUAUCUCUGCCUGCCUUACUCUGACCGCUGUUCCCUGAAGGGCUCACUGUGGGGAGGCCAGCCUGUCCACUCCCUAUCCUCUUCCAUCCACUCUGCCCUGCCAGCAAGGGGCCAUGGGAUUUGGGCUGUUGCUGGGGGCCCGGGCCUUGGGCCUCCUGCUGUUGGCCUCUGUCCCCCAGGCCUCGGUCCCCCAGCCCCCGGUCUGUCCCGUUCCCUGUCGCUGUGCCGGUGGCCUGGUGGACUGCGGGCACCAGCACCUGACUGUGGCCAGCCUGCCAAAGGCCUUCCCUCUGAGCACCACGGAGAUCAACCUCCAAGCCAACAACCUGAGCAGCGUGCCCGCCGGGCUCUUCGACGGGCUGCCCUCCCUGCACCUGGUGCACCUGGCGGCCAACCCCUGGCAGUGUGACUGUGGCUUACUCUACCUGUGGGCCUGGCUGGGGGGCCAGCAGGAUCGCAGGCCCUAUCGCGACCUGCGCUGCUCUGGGCCCCGCCACCUGCAGGGCCGCCUCCUGCUCUACCUGGGCCCUGAGGAGCUGCAGGCCAGCUGCAGGCUGGCGGGCUGCAGCCAGGCGCUGGGGGUCCAGCUUGCUCUCCUCUGCCUGCUCCUGCUGCACCUCCUGUUGCUGCUAGUCCUGCUGCUGCGGCUCUGGCGUUACCGGGCACUGGCCCGAGAGACUCAGCUCACUGCUCAGGAUCUGCUGCAGACCAUGCCUUUGGUGCUCCAGACCCCCUGACCUGAGCCCCUGCCCAGCCCAGCCAGCUCCACCCUGACUGAGGCUAAUGCCCCCCUAACCUAACCUGAGCAAAGGCCCAGGCCUGUGCCCUUUGACCCACCUAAGGCUCCUGCCAUGCCCUGCUGGGGGCCAAUGCCCCCCUAACCUAACUUUACCAAAGGCCCAGGCCUAUGUCCCUUGGCCCACCUAAGACCCCUGCUCAGCCUGGCUGGCUCCACUCUGCCUGGGGCUAAUGCCCCUAUGAUCUGACAUGAGCAAAGGCUCAGGCCUGCUCCCCUUGACCCAUCUAAUGCAUCUGCCCUGCUUGGGGCCAAUGCCCCCCUAACCUAACCUGAGCAAAGGUCCAGGCCUGUGCCCCUUGGCCCACCUAAGACCCUUGCCCAGCCUGGCUGGCUCCACCCUGCCUGGGGCUAAUGCCCCUCUGAUCUGACAUGAGCAAAGGCCCAGGCCUGCUCCUCUUGACCCACCCUUAAUGCCCCUGCUCUGCCUGGCAUUGGCGCCAAGGAGCAUACCCCACAGCAAGGGGCACCCAUCUCCCUUGCCUCCCUAGCCCUGAGCUCAGGACCUGUGUGACAGGCCCCCACUGCUGACUUUCAUCCUCGGGAGCAGAGGAGAGGGAGGCAGGGGGCAAGGACUGCACAAUCACAGGCCUCAGGGCUCCCUCUGGUGGGAACUGCCCGAGGCCUGAGGUCUUCAGCAAGGCCUCAUCUCCAGGGUGGCCACAUCCUGCACACCUGCUUCUUUCCCCAGGCUCAUGGGCUCUCUGACCCUCUGCCAACCUCCUCUGUAGCUCCCCCUCGGUUACCCCCAUCCCUCAGAAGAGGGCACAGAUGCUCCGGGUGUCACAUCCACUAGGGACACAGAGAGGUGGUCAUGUGUCCUGAGGAGGCCACCAGGCUGGCGAUGGGACCUGAAGUGCCUCCCCCAAGGAGGAGCCAUCGAAGGAAGACUGGGGGGAGGGGGACAGGGGGUGACUCUGUCCAAGGAUCCGAAGAGCUUGGGCCCUAGAGCAGAGCCAGGAGGAGGGGGUGGGGGCUGGCUGAGGGGCAGAGUCCUCACAAGGAGAGCUGCCCCAGGAGGAAGGGGUGGCUUCCCCAGGAUGGGAGGCCUUCAGGAGAAGCUGGAGACUCAUUUUUCAGGGAGUGCUGGAACAAGGUCUCAUCAGCAAUGGUUGAGAUUCGGAGAGGACAGCUGCAUGUCCCAGAUCUGCCAGAGCCUUCUAGCAGACACCCCGUCAGACACUGGCCUGGCCAGCCCUACCAUGCUGCAACUGAACGGUUGUCCCCACCUGGUGACAGGUGAUGGGUCACAUCACAGAGAAUCCAGAGGGCCAGCGUGGCCCACAGCACAGACCCUGAAGGAGACCCCGGGUCUCUAAGUGAGGGGGUUAGUCUAAGCUCUGUCCCGGGCCUGCUGGCCUGGGUCCCAUCCAGAACAUGGGUGAGAUUGGAGGAGGGGGUCAAGACAACUUCGUCAGGCUCCCAGGGGAUGCAGAGAGGAGCCGGACCCAGAAAAUGGGCCAGAAUCUGCUACAGUUCUUUGAGAAGCUCCAUCCUCCAGCUUGGGAAGAAGCAUGUGUGUGUGGUGGGGAGUGUGUGUGUGGGGGGAAUUAAUAAAAGAAAUCAC